Molecule: messenger RNA, 1954 nt
Organism: Wyeomyia smithii (pitcher-plant mosquito)
Lineage: Eukaryota; Metazoa; Arthropoda; Insecta; Diptera; Culicidae
Product: NADPH-dependent diflavin oxidoreductase 1
Exons: 4
Coding region: 156-1910 (584 amino acids)
Cellular component (GO): cytosol
Molecular function (GO): NADPH-hemoprotein reductase activity; FMN binding; flavin adenine dinucleotide binding
Source: RefSeq, a predicted model, not a curated record
GCAUAAUAUUUAAUAUGAUUGAUAAGGAUAAACUGUACCAUCAGCUGGUUAUGGUUAUUAGUUAUUACUGAUUUUUUGUUACUCGUGUCUAAAACAAAAAUCAUCAACUGAAUCGUAAUCACAAUAAUUCGCGGAAAUCAUUCUUGUAACGUCAAAUGAAAAUGAAUCAACGAAAACUGACAAUCCUGUAUGGUAGCCAGUCUGGCACUGCUCAAGAUUUGGCCGAACAAAUUUGGCGAGACAGCAAACUGUACCAUCUACACGGCACGGUUUCGGCGAUGGAUGAUUACAAUGUAUCACAGCUAAUCGAGGAGCGUUUUGUUGUGUUGGUCUGUUCCACUUACGGACAAGGUGAAGAACCAGAUAAUAUGAAACGAUUUUGGAAAUUCCUCUUACGCAAAAGCCUUCCAGCCGACUCCCUACGGGGGAUGAAUUUUGGUGUGCUUGGCUUGGGGGAUUCGCGGUAUCCAAAGUUUAACUAUGUGGCUAAACGUUUGCACAAAAGAUUAGCACUACUCGGAGGAACAGCAUUGCUUCCAGUGGGGUUGUGUGAUGAUCAACACGACCUGGGAUAUGGAGCAGUUUUUAUGUCAUGGAUCAAAAACUUUUGGAGUAAACUUUUAGAAAUUAGUCCUAUACCGGAGGGUUUCUGUAAAUUAGCAAUAAGUCCUCGCGAGUAUCGCUGGAUAGUAGAGGAAACCUCUGACCAAGCGAAAGAAUUCGCUGUGGACAUGUACGAAGAUAUUACGUUCGACAAUCAGUUUAUUUCGGAGGUGGAAGAAAACAUACGGAUAACAGCAAAGGACCAUUUCCAGGACGUGAGGUUUAUUACUUUUUCUAAAAAACACGUCACGUGGAAACCGGGAGAUGUAGUAUAUGUGAGACCAGAAAAUUCAUCAGAAACUGUUGAUAAGCUUUUUGAGCUGUUCAUUGAACAUGGGCUGAAAUGGUGUAAGGAAACUGUAAUCAAGAUUGAAGAAAUUGACUCGGAAAUGCCUGUUCCUCCGAUACUAAACAAACCUUUAUCGCUCGGCACUAUUGCUCAACAGUACUGGGACUUGAGCGCCAUACCUCGUGCACGAGCUUUUGCCGUACUGGCACGCUUUUGCUCCGACGAACUCGAACGUGAGAAGCUGGAAGAUUUUUCCAGCUAUGAAGGUCAGGAGGAACUGUUUUCCUAUGCCAAUCGGCCACGCCGAACGAUUCUAGAAGUGCUACAGGAUUUUCCCCAUGCAUGUCAAUCUCUCACUUUACCAGCUCUUUUUGAAUUAUUUCAACCAAUAAAGGCUCGACCGUUUUCGAUUGCUUCAUCUGCCGCCAGUAAUAAACUUAAAAUAUUAGUAGCGGUCAUAGAAUAUCAGACCAAACUAAAACAGCCAAGACUAGGACUGUGUUCAAACUGGUUAAAAGGGCUCAAGCCAGGAAGAGCAAUCAGGAUGUGGACCAGGAAAGGAACAUUUAAUUUUCCAGAAGAUACUACUAUUCCGAUAGUAAUGGUUGGUCCUGGCACUGGAUUGGCGCCGUUCUGCGCUGUUUUGCAAGAACGGGAAUUACUUGUUAAUGCUAGACAAUGUGGGCCGCUAGUUUUAUAUUUUGGAUGUAGAAAUUCAAAGGCUGAUUUUCAUUGCGAAGAAGACUUACGACGAAUGGAGAGAACGGGUCUGUUAGUGUUACACUGCGCAUUUUCGCGCGAUCAAGAGGAUAAAAUUUAUGUGCAGCAUUUGAUCCGAAAUCAUGGUGCUCUAAUGAAAAAACUGUUGAUGGAGCAGAACGGUAUAUUUCUUGUUUCCGGAAGUUCAAAAAAUAUGCCAGAAGCUGUUCGUGAGGCCCUAGGAGAAGCGAUAGGAAGUUCUCUGUAUGUCGAUGAAAUGUUGAAAAAUGAACGUUAUCAAGAAGAAACAUGGGCCUAAUCUAAUAUAUUUUAUUGUGAGAAAAGUUGUUAUAACAAACUAGA